AUGAGACUGACUGUUGUAGCCAUCGCACUCGGCCUGGUCGCCCUGACCAGCGGUGCUUACUAUCCCCCUUCUCAACCAGUAACUGGAGUUAAGUAUGCCGACAAGGACUUCCUGUACAAGCAGAAGUUCUUCUUCGAGGUGCUUAGGAAUAUCCAUCUCCCCCUUCAGUUCCAGGAAUACUUGCCAUACACUAAGUCCUACAUCGCUGAUUCGAGCAAAUAUGUGAACUUCGAAGAAGUGACUGAGUUCUUCAACUACUACAAAGCCGGAUUCCUUGGCAAGGGUGAGCUGUUCAGCAUCUACAACAAGGAGUACAUGACGCAGACGUACCUUCUGUUCAACUUCUUCUACAACUCCAUUGACUUCGAUACCUUCUACAAGAACGUCGUCUUUGCCCGUGAGAACGUGAACGAGGGUAUCUUCAUUCACGCCCUGACCUUGGCUGUCUUCCAUCAUCCGGAGCUGAAGGGCUUCGUGCUGCCGGCCAUCUACGAAAUCUACCCGUACUACUUCUUCAACACCGACGUUAUCCAUAGUGUCACCUUCCGUAAGCAGUACGACCAGAAGUUCGGUUUUACUAGCAAUGGCAAGUACAAUGUUGUCUACGACAACUACACCGCCACCUACCCGAUUGACUACUACGGUGAGGAAAAGCUGGCUUACUUCACUGAGGAUAUCGGACUGAACGCGUACUACUAUUACUUCAUGAUGGACUACCCGUACUUCCUUGGAACCGACAAGUACAACUUCUCGAAGGAUCGUCGCGGAGAGCUCUACCUGUACAUGUACCAGCAGCUCAUUGCCCGUUACUACCUGGAGCGUCAAGCGAACUUCCUGGGACCGAUUGAGGAAUUCGACUAUGACUUCCCACUCAAGACCGGAUACUGGUCGAAGCUGAGCUACUACAAUGGCAUUCCGUUCUUCGUCCGCAAUGACUACUACAGCUUCUCGAAGGACUUCUACUACCAGGUGACUCUGCUGAAGGACUACGAGCAGCGUUUCCGUCAAGUCAUCGACAAGGGUUACUACUACCUGGAGGAUGGAUCGAAGAUCGACCUGCGUCAACCAGAGUCGGUUGAGUACCUCGGAAACAUGAUGUUCUCCAACCCCGACAGCGUGGAUAACUACUACUUCGGAUUCUUCGAAAUGAUCGCCCGCCAGGUGUACAGCGGUGGUGCUAAGUUCUAUAAGUACGUCCCGAGCGCCCUGAUGCACUUCGAGACCUCCCUGCGUGAUCCUUUCUUCUACCAGCUGUACAACCGUUUCCUGACCUUCUACUACCAGUUCAAGAGCUACCUGAAGCCGUACACCUAUGAGGAACUGUACUUCAAGGGUGUUGAAAUCAAGAGCGUUGCAUUCGAGAAGCUGAUGACCUACUUCGAGUACUUCGAUGCCGAGGUGAGCAACGUGGUCCCAAUCAAGGCAUCUGGUGAGAAGUUCUUCGAUUUCUCGGUGUUCGCCCGCCAGAAGCGCAUCAACCACAAGCCGUUCUCCUACACCAUGGAUGUGUACUCGGAGUUCGCCGGCAAGGGCGUCGUCCGCGUGUACAUGGGCCCCAAGUUCUACGACUUCAAGGAUCUGCAGUAUGUGAAGAAAUACUUCGUCGAGGUUGAUCAGUACCAGUACGACUUUGUCACUGGCAAGAACACCAUCGUCCGCAACUCGCGUGACUUCUACUACAGCGUCCGUGACCGCACCACCUACACCGAGCUGUACAAGAAGAUCAUGACGGCGUACAGCGGUGGCGAGAAGUUCGUUCUGGACAACUCCGAGGCUCACUGUGGCUUCCCUGACCGUCUGCUUCUGCCGAAGGGUCUCCCGAGCGGCUAUGAGAUGACAUUCUACUUCAUCGUGACCCCGUACUACGCCCCGAAGGUGCCGCAGUUCUCGACCUACGACAACACGUACCAGUGCGGUGUUGGAUCCGGCUCGAAAUACAUCGACGAUCUGCCGUUCGGAUAUCCGUUCGACCGUGACAUCGACUUCAGCUACUUCUACACCAAGAACAUGUACUUCAAGGAUGUCUUCAUCUACCACUCCGAAGAAAUUAAACCGUACGUGCCGUACCACGCCGUUGAAGAAACGCCGUAUGUGCCGUACUAA
Messenger RNA from Anopheles coustani, 2103 nucleotides. Its product is annotated as hexamerin-1.1-like. The record is from RefSeq and is a predicted model, not a curated record. The transcript has 3 exons. Bases 1 to 2103 code for a protein of 700 amino acids. Lineage: Eukaryota; Metazoa; Arthropoda; Insecta; Diptera; Culicidae.